ACUGGUGCGAGUGAGGGUGUACCAUCUCGCCCCGCUGUACCUGAGCCUCUGUGUGUGUGUCGGGGAUCUGUAUAAGGACCUCGCUUGUGUAGGGGAAAGUGCUAGGACGUGGCCAGACACAAGGAUGAGGCGGCACUAUCAACCUAUCAGGCUGUUGGUGCUGGUAUUAGCAGCAGCGGCUGCAUCAGCCUCCAGAGUGCGGUACUCGGUGGAGUGUGGAGGAGGGAGCAUGGUAGUGAGGGUACCAGUGUCUGGGGUGAAGCAGGUGGAGCUGGACAAAUGGGGAGCUCUGCCAGGGUGUGGAGCCAGGCUCCACCACUCCCACUACACCCUCACACUACCCCUCGACGACACCUUGGCUUGCGGUACCACCAGAGUCAGGAACAAGCUCACGGGGGAGGAGCUGUUCUACCACCGGGUGGCCAUCACAUCAUCCGAGGGAAGGCAGGUGGUACUGGUCAAGUGUCAGGUCGCCCCGAACAACGCCACCCACGACAACAUCGUCAAGAGAGAUGUUCUUCCGCCUGAGUUCGUGGAACCAGACUACAUCGAGAUCACGUCUGAGGUGACAGGGACCGCGCCCAUCCCCAUCCUGGGAGUGGGCGUGCGGCAGGACGGGCAGCUGGUUGGCGGCCAGAUUAACGUUCGUCCCGGCACACCACUCACCAUGGAGGUAUACCUGGAUGACACUUCAGCAGGCACCUAUGGCAUUUUGAUGAGCUACAUGGAGGUGACGGACACGGAAAACAAGAAAGAAACCAUUAUUUUCAAUGGAUGUUCUGUUGACCCUGUGCUGUUCGACAACUUUGUCACAACAACGGGUGACUAUGUUUCUGCCAAGUUCCGAGCAUUUAAGUUCCCCGAGACAAACUACGUCUUGUUCCGUGGAACUGUAGACAUCUGCUUGGACAGGUGUCAGGGGAUUGCGUGCAGUAAUGGUCAACUUGGCUUCGGGCGGCGGCGGCGUGAAGUUGUCGGCCAGUCUGUUGACCCGAACAAGAUAUUCGAAGUCACGAUGACCACUUUCUUAAAACUGGACGAAACACUCAACAGUACAAGCAAAGCAGGCCUUACAGACUUGGCCAAGGACAUGGUAGGCCAAGUAACUAAAGGUGUAGCAGCAGUUGAGCGCGCCCUUGUAGACGCAGAGUCAUCUCUGCCUUGGAGCCGGUCAGCGGCUGGGGGCGACCCCCCAUUCCAGUCUAGUGAAGGAAACGAGCCAGUAUUUAUUUACUACAGUCACAAUGGUGUACACAUUUACACUCAAAGUCUGUUCUUUGUGAUGGUAGCUGCCCUUCUUGUGGUCUUUGGCCACUAAGGCUUUUCAAGAACGACUGUUUGAAAUAAACCUGGAUAUGUGUGGGUGCAAUUAUUAAUCACUGGUUAAUGAACAACACUAUCUGAUUGCACUUCAGCUCAAUACUUGCUUUACCUACUAUUUGUCAGUGUUCAAAAUAAGUUAUUCACUGAUCUACAUAGGUUUUCAAAAAGUUUGCAUUUCUCUUUUUUAUAUCUUUAUAUAUGUAUACACAAGCACAAACUCUUGUAUAUGUGUAUGAAAGAAUCAAGGCAGAAACUUAAAUAUUUUGCUUAAGCAUUUUCGUGUUCUUCAGUACAUCUCUCUGAAGAUUUUGAUGAACUGUGUAUAAUUUCUUACCCAAGCAAAACAUAAAGUUUAGUCUGGUUUCUAUCAUUACACGUUCUGAAAUUUUUGCAUUACAUGCAUAUAUAUAUAUAUAUAUAUAUAUAUAU
Molecule: messenger RNA, 1752 nt
Organism: Procambarus clarkii (red swamp crayfish)
Lineage: Eukaryota; Metazoa; Arthropoda; Malacostraca; Decapoda; Cambaridae
Gene: qsm
Product: Zona pelucida superfamily protein qsm
Source: RefSeq, a predicted model, not a curated record